Camponotus floridanus (Florida carpenter ant) is the source of this 2282-nucleotide messenger RNA. RefSeq lists its product as uncharacterized. The record is from RefSeq and is a predicted model, not a curated record. NCBI's taxonomy places the organism in Eukaryota, Metazoa, Arthropoda, Insecta, Hymenoptera, Formicidae. The coding region runs from base 930 to 1463 and encodes 177 amino acids. The transcript is spliced from 2 exons.
UAUUACACAUCAAAUUCUACAAAUUACACAUCAAAUAUUACAUUACACAUCUUCUUCUAAAACAAAAAUGCGAAGGACGCGCAGAACACGUCCGCUCUCGUCCAAAGACGGUAACGGACUUUUUACAAAUUACACAAUGGAUCUGUUCUUUUCAGCUGAACUGCUGCACUAGUGCAAUUAGUUAGAGUGAAAGAAAGUAUGUUUGUCUCUUUCUAACUUAUUGCACUAGUGCAGCAGUACAGCUGAAAAGAACAGACCCUUACACUUGAAUUUUGCGACACGCUGAAAAAGUUAAAACUGUUUGAACUUUAUUUUAUUGACGCUGAAUCUAGAGAAAGUCUAGUAAUUUUAAUUUGCCGCUGGUUUCUAGCGUCAAUGAGGCCGCACCUUUACAUGGAGCAUAUUUUGAAUGGAAAAGCGGAACGGAGAAUUAUAAAAUAUUAAUUUUUAACUGUAUUUGUUGAUUAAAAUGCUCAUAUUCAUUAGACAAGCUGAUAAGGUAAGCAUAUUAAUAAAAAUUGCAAUGAAUUAAGUAUACAUAAUUUUUAAAAAUGAAUAUAAAUACCUAUUUGUCACUAUAUCGUUCCGCUUUUCCGCGUAAUUGUCCUCCAUGUAAUAUAAGGACAAACAAAUUCGCAGAACGAGCGCGAAAAUCUGUUGUCAACGCGAAUAUUCAUUCCUUCGCGGAGUGUAUUCUGAAGUGUCAUUAAAUUUCGGAACCGGAAUAACAAAGAAAAUUGUUAAUUCUUCUAUUAUAUUUUAAAAUAAGUGGCUGUAUAUAAUGGAUCCAAAUAUCAUACUAAUAAUUAUUAUGAAGUAUCUUAUGCAAGCAAGAGAUGAACCAUUGAGAUAUGCUGAGAUAACUAUAAAAAAAGUUAUUUCAUUGUUUUAUUUGUAUUUGCGUUACAAAAAAUUGGGAGAACGCAAAAAUGAUCGUAAAAUGGGUACGGCCUAUUUUUACCGAGAGAAGAAGACUUCUGCAAGGUGCCAGCGACAAUUUACUUGUGGAGAUGCGAUUGACAGAUCCGGAAAAAUACUUCAACUACCUUAGAAUGUCACCAACAACCUUCAAUGAAUUACUUAAUAUUGUUGGACCACUAAUUGAAAAACAAAAUGUAGUUCGAAAAUUAAUACCGGCCAGAACGAGAUUAGAAGUGACUGUACGAUGGUUGGCAUCUGGCGACAGCAUGACAUCGUUAUCAUAUGCUUAUCGUAUUGCCCAAUGUACGCUAUCACAAAUUAUUCCGGAAACUUGUCAAGCAAUUUGGCUUUCCUUAAAGGAAAAAGUUAUGAUUGAUCCAACUGAAGAAAAUUGGAGUAUGAUUGCAGGCGAUUUUGAAACAACAUGCCAAUUUACCAAUUGUAUAGGCGCUAUCGAUGGGAAGCAUGUCGUUAUUCAGUUUCCAAUUUCACGCCUCGUAGUGGUUCAUGCUAUUACAACUAUAAAGGAAAUCAUAGCAUAAACCUGCUCGCAAUAAGUGAUGUCAAGAACCGCUUCACUAUUGUUGAUAUUGGAGCUGAAGGAAGGCACAGCGACGGAGGUGUUUUUGAUAGUAGCGGAUUACCGCAUUUACUUGAGACGAAUGCUCUCCAUAUUCCUCCACCUAGGCGUCUAAAUAAUAUGGAUUUUGAUUUUCCGUACGUUUUAUUGGGAGAUGAGGCCUUUCCUCUAAGCACAUAUAUGAUGCGACCAUAUCCUCGGAGUCGACGGCUGAAUAUCAGCAGAAAAAUUUUUAACUAUCGCCUGAGUCGAGCAAGAAGAACAGUUGAAUGUGCUUUCGGGAUUUUGGUUGCAAGAUGGAGAAUAUAUCGUCAACCUAUUGUUGCACGCACAUCUACUGCCGUAAAAGCUGUACAAGCAACGGUUAUUUUGCAUAAUUUUAUUAUUAAUAAAGAACUGGACUUACCAUUUCCAGAAAGAAGAUACUGUAAUAUACAAGAAGAAGAGCGCAUUCUCUUGGCUACAAGUAAUGGACUUACAGCUGUAAGUUACAGAAAUGCUUCGCAAAAAUCUGCAGCAGUGAAAAUUCGAGAUAACUUUGCACAUUAUUUCGAGCAUGUCAAUCCUCUAUCGUGGCAGUGGGACAAAGUUUUAACUAACAACUUUUGAAACAUCAUGUAAUUUUAACGCACUUGUCAAUAAUUUUGUAAAAGUAUUUUUUAAAAGUAUAUAAUUCGAAAGUUUUUUACGACACAACAUUCGUACGUAGUCUUUUUAUAUAUUUUCAAAGUUUAAUAAUACAGAGUACUUCGUACAACAAUUAAUGAACUGAAUGCAAAAA